CUGCGGGGAGCGCCGGGCUGAGCGCUGUGGGGCGAAGGAGCGACCUGGCCCGAUCCCGAUCCUUAUCCCGAUCCUGAUCCCGAUCGCGAACCUGCGUCCCGGCCCUGCCCGGCUGCCCCGGCCAUGCUGUCGUGGGGAGCGGCGGGCAGGCGGGCGCUGCGCUGGGCGAACGGGCGGGCACCGGCCCGCGGGUUCCGCGCCUCUCCGCGGGCGCGGAUCGCCAUGCCUAGCUGGGUCAUAGACCGGUACGGCAGCAACGAGGUGCUGCGCUUCACCAGGGAGAUGAUGUUCCCCAUCAUACACUUUCCGAACGAGGUCAUCAUUAAGGUUCACGCUGCGAGCCUGAACCCCAUCGACCUCAGCAUGAGAAGUGGUUAUGGUGCAACUGCGUUAAAUAUGAAGCGGGAUCCCCUGAAGCUCAAAACCGGCGAGACUGAAUUUCCUCUAACGCUUGGUCGAGAUGUCUCUGGUGUUGUUAUGGAAUGUGGACUGGGUGUGUCUUAUUUCAAACCUGGAGACGAGGUGUGGGCAGCAAUUCCCCCAUGGAAACAAGGCACUCUGUCAGAGUUCGUGGUAGCUAGUGGAAAUGAGGUAUCUUUUAAGCCAAAGUGUCUCAGUCACACAGAAGCUGCUGCCUUACCAUAUGUUGGUCUCACUGCGUGGUCUGCGCUUAACCAAGUGGGAGGACUGAACCAGAGUAAUUGUAGUGGGAAAAGAAUAUUAAUAUUAGGAGCUUCAGGAGGAGUUGGUACAUUUGCUGUACAGCUAAUGAAGGCCUGGGAUGCUCACGUGACAGCAGUUUGCUCUCAUGAUGCCAGCACACUGGUGAAAAAGCUUGGAGCAGAUGAUGUGAUUGAUUAUAAAUCUGGAAAUCUGGAAGAGCAGCUUAAAACAUUACCCUUGUUUGAUUUUAUUCUAGAUAAUGUUGGUGGAUCCACUGAGAAGUGGGCACUAGAGCUCUUGAAGAAAUGGUCAGGAGCAACAUAUGUUACUUUAGUGACACCUUUCCUGAUCAAUAUGGACAAACUUGGAGUGGCUGAUGGCAUGUUGCAAACAGGAGUCACUGUUGGUUCCAAAACUCUAAAGCAUCUCCUUAAAGGAGUCCAUUAUCGGUGGGCAUUUUUCAUGCCGAGUGGCCCAAGUUUGGAUGAAAUAGCAGAACUGGUUGAUUCUGGAAAGACACAAGAGUUCUCGUAAAAGGACAGACCAUCCAUUCAGAAGAGUAGGUGUUUGGGAAAAAAGGCAGGAGAGAAUCAAUGGAGAAAUUGUACCACAAUUUCCUAUAAGUAAGUGAAAUGUUUGUGUUUGGAUAGGAAAUAAUAAAGGAGAAAUAAAAAAAGCAGAAGGCAAUGAAGUGUUUCAAGAAGCUUGGGGAAGCAGCAAACUGAGCUCACGUAGUUGAACUUAGUAGUUGAGUGAAUAUUUUUGAGUAAUGCAGGAGUUUUUUUCAUUUAAGUAUUUUCUGUUAAAGACAUCUUAAUUUUGGGAUUGUAUGAAGUGAGUAAGAGAGCAAUUAGAAAGCUCCUGAAAAUGAAAGGCUUUUUUUCAGGAAUAAAUUAUAUGGGGGGAUUAAAUGUAAGAAAUUAAAAAGAGAUGAUGGUUUAAAGAGAUGUUACAGUAAGUGAGGUGUUGAAGAGCAUAUCUCUGAAACAUUUACAGAUAAUUUUGAUUUGACAGUGUUUCUCCUUGCAGUCCUUCUGCACCAACAGAAAUUUUUAGUUUUGAUGAGUUCAUCAUCUUCCUUUGUAAAAGCAAAAGGAUUCUCAAACCUUCAGUGGAUGGAGAAUAAGCAAUUUUGUUUAAAGUUACUUAGUUUUCACCUGGAUGAUCUUUGCAGCAAGGAAUAGAGAUUUGUAAAAUGUCAGCUCUGAGGAGGAGUUUUUUUUAACAGCCUUUUUUUAAUGGCAAAGCAAAGGAGAGGAUUUGAUGAGUUAGUAGUACAAGGAAAGAGAAUAAUUUUCCUUGUGUAAUUUACCUGCACAUCAGUCAGUUCUGGGAAUUGUAGAACUAUUUUCAGUUUACAAGCUGUUUUCCCUGCCUUGCAGAAGGGCAUCUUGCAAAGAAACUAUUGCAAGACUGAGGGGCUGGGAGGCUGCUGCAACAAUUGUGGGCAUGGAGAAAACCCCGUAUUUCCUUGACAAAUUUUAGAGAGACUGGCUAUUUUCUAAACUGCUGGAUAAUCCUGUUGUGGUUUGAAUUGCAGCAGUUAAUUAUGACCCGGUAAGGACUGGCUUAAUGUGGGCUCUGCCAAAUGAGUUGACAAAGCCCAUGUCAGAAGCUCUGUAUCUCUUUCCAUGGUAGAAUGUUCCUGGUGAAUUACAAUUCUCAUCUUAAGACAGCUAAAAUCAACAGAAGCUUUAAUUCAGGACACAGAUCUGCUGGCACACUGUUCAGUGAAGUAUCAUUACUGAAAGUCUCGUUAGGAAUUAAUUUGGUGUAUUUGUGGUCAGUGUCGUGGAUUUAACAUUGACAGUUUUGGUUUUUGCUGCUUGCCCAGCAUUUUCCUCCCAAGGACAUAUCAUAUAGUCCUUGCUGAAAAUAGACCAAAUUCAUGUAAGUAUUUAAGUUGGUAGAAGCCUCUAACUCAUAACUGAGUAGUUACUUUACCUUUUUUUUAAGCCUGGUGGAGGAAAGCAGGCUCAGAAGACUCCUUAGUGUCACAGGCAGGAGCACUGAGUGUGUUCUGUGUUCCUGCAGGACCAUAAUAGGAUGUGGGUUAACAUGCAGCCCAACAGAAAAGUGACAUUUUCAUUUUAAUUCUGUGCUAUUUAAGUGCAGUACAAGUGUGUGUGCAGUGUUUCUGGUGACUUAAUACUCUUUCCUUCAGAGCAUUGUUGCAUCAGAUAGGCUGAUGGGUGAAAGUUGUUUUUGCAGAAGGAAGGCUAAACAUCAGAGUC
Haemorhous mexicanus (house finch) is the source of this 2897-nucleotide messenger RNA. RefSeq names its product reticulon 4 interacting protein 1 (gene RTN4IP1). Gene Ontology annotation, cellular component: mitochondrion. The transcript is spliced from 9 exons. The coding region runs from base 124 to 1197 and encodes 357 amino acids. The record is from RefSeq and is a predicted model, not a curated record. NCBI's taxonomy places the organism in Eukaryota, Metazoa, Chordata, Aves, Passeriformes, Fringillidae. Gene Ontology annotation, molecular function: zinc ion binding; oxidoreductase activity.